GUUCGUACGACGAUAUACCUAGCUAGCAGCGCGCGAGCUUUUGAUUAUCGUAAUAUAACCGCAGGUGCGAGCUGUGCAGAGCCCCCCGCCGCGAGCGCGCGAGCACACGCUUUCGGCAAAAGUAGCUUGUUCGGCAGAAAAAAAAGAAACAAAACGAGAGGAGUAUAAAACAAAAAUAACGAACGUUGACAAGUAUAUAGAGCUCGACGUAGUAUAUGCAACGUAUUUGAAAGUGCAAUGACGACGAACUUUUAAUUGGGUGCCCGAAACACAAUCACACACACACGAGCUGCGAGUGAUUUGAUCGACGCGGCUGCAGCAGGAUCAUUUUAAUUUUGGUCGGCGGAAAAUAUUAUUGAGGUUUUGAAGUACGAGCGACGGUGCCGAGACUGGCCCGUCUUCGACGCCGGCUCAUGACGACACGCCGGGACACGUGGUCGUCGCUGCUGGUGCUCCUCGUCCUGCUGGCCUCGCACGUGAUAGAUAUCCAGGCCCGACACCACCACAAACUGAGACAUGGCAGGCACAGGCGUCAACACGGCGAAUCGUACGCACCGGAAAAUUUCAUCCUAGAGAGCGAGGAGCAGGAGAGCGGCAACUGGGGCCCGUGGUCUCAUCCAAGCCCCUGCUCGAGGAACUGCGGCGGCGGUGUGCAGUACCAGACUCGCACUUGUCUCGACAAAGAUGACAAUGACAACGAGCGGUGCACGGGAGCGAAAAAACGAUUCUUCUCCUGUAACAUCCAGGCUUGCCCAAAUGAUAGGCCAGGAGAAAAAAAGGAUUUCCGAGCCGAGCAGUGCGCGGAGUUCAAUUCUAAACCUUUCGAGGGAGUGUAUUACGAGUGGAUACCCUAUACCGGAGGACCUAACAAGUGCGAGCUUAAUUGCAUGCCACGGGGUGAAAGAUUUUUCUACAGACAUCGAGAUACCGUGAUCGAUGGCACACCUUGCGACAUCGAGAAAAAUGACGUCUGCGUCGAAGGAAAAUGUAUGCCGGUGGGAUGCGACAUGAUGCUGGGCAGCCAAGCUCGAGAAGAUGCGUGCCGUGAAUGCGGUGGCGACGGCAAAGACUGUAACACCGUCAAAGGCCUCUUCGACACGAAUGACUUGCAAGUUGGUUACGUCGAUAUCCUCUUGAUACCCGAAGGAGCGACCAACGUUGUUGUCAAAGAGAUUAAACCUUCCAACAAUUACCUUGCCAUACGAAAUACCACCGGCCACUACUAUUUGAAUGGUAACUGGAGGAUAGACUUCCCACGCAGUCUGCGCUUCGCCGGUACGAUUUUCCAUUAUAGCCGAGACCCGCAGGGAUUUUCGGCGCCCGACAUGGUAACGGCACAAGGCCCGACCACCGAAGCCAUAUAUAUUCUGCUUCUCUAUCAAGAUCAUAACGUUGGAGUCGAAUAUCAAUACAGUAUUCCCAAGAAAUUUUCUCAACAAACCGAUGGUGACAUUUACUCGUGGGUCGCCCAAGAGUUUUCCGAGUGCAGCACAACCUGUGGAGGAGGACACCAAACGCGCAAGGUCAGCUGCGUUAAGCGGCGCACGAAUCAGCAAGUCGACACGAAGCUCUGCGACCCGAAUCUCGAGCCGUCGGACACGCAGACUUGCGGCACCGGGCCGUGCGAGCCGCAGUGGACAGAGAGCGAAUGGAGUAAUUGCACCAAACAAUGCGGCGAGGGCGGAGAGCAGACGCGCACCAUACGCUGCGAGCAGAUUGUCCAAGGUGGCGUGCCCACUGUAGUCGACGAUUCUCAGUGCUUGCAGACUCUCGGCCCGAAAGGAGAAACCAAACGAGAGUGCAACAAAGGCAACGAUUGUCCUCUGUUUCACGUUGGACCCUGGAAGCCUUGUGACCACUUGUGCGGACCAGGUAAACAAACAAGAAAAGUCGUAUGCUACAGAAAGGACGAUAAAGGAAAAAUUCAAGUGCUGGACGAUUCGGCUUGCGAGGGAGAACUUCCCGAGAAAGAGAAAACUUGCGAAUUGAGACCUUGCGAAGGAGUUGAAUGGGUCGUAUCUCCAUGGAGUGGCUGCAGCGAAAAGUGCGGCCUUACGCAAGAAACCAGAACCGUUCAAUGCUCGACGGAAACUGGUACCGUCUAUCCCGAUUCGAUGUGCGAUAGUGCAAAGAAGCCCAACGCAACGAGGGAGUGCGAAACUUCGAAAGACUGCGAAUACCAGUGGAUUAAAACUCAGUGGAGCAAAUGUUCGGCGGAUUGCGGUACAGGAGUGCAAACCCGUAAAGUAUUUUGCGCUACGUUCGAAGAUGAAAAUACCAUGAAAAAAGUACCCGAUGAGAAGUGCGAUACCGAACAGAAGUUCAAUGUAACGAGGGAGUGCACUAGCAAGGACGAAUCUUGCAAGGGAGAGUGGUUCACCGGACCGUGGAGCGCGUGCUCGAAACCUUGCGGAGGUGGUGAAGCGACGCGGAAAGUUGUCUGCGUUAAAGAUAAUAAGGUAGUGUUGUCUGACGAGUGUAACUAUCAAUCAGUCAUGCAAGACACUGAACCAUGCAACGUGCAAGCAUGUGAACAAGAUGAAGUAAUAUCUGUGGACCCAGAAAAAGUGACAGCUUUGAUGGAAGACGUAGAAGAGCUUGAAGAGUGCGAAGAUGAAGAUGAUGAAGGCUACGUUACUGUUCAUCCCACAUUCGAUUAUGAGGAUGAGGAUUCACUGGCAGAGGCAGAAGGAGAAGGAACGGAAUCUUCGUCGAUGAGUUCUGACAGUGGAACCGACUUUACAGAUUCAAGUAAAAUGAGCUCAGACGAUGAAAUGAUGUUCAGUGACGAUCCAAAUCGCGGUGAUACACCACUGCCAUUUAGCACUGACAGUGGUAGUGGCACAGGCAGUGACGAAGAGGUAUCUAUUUUCGCUACUUCGUCAGGAUUCGAAGGUAGUGGCACAGAAGAUAUGUCCACCACUAUCAUUUUCGGUUCUACUGACGGAAUGGAUGUGUCCGGAACCACCGAAGCUGUCGACGGCUCCACUACCACUUCACCAGUUGGAUCUGAAUCUGGCGUGACGGAUGGUGCAUCAGCAGAAACAACCACUGUAGGUACCUCAGAUUCCACAACUGAAGCCCCAGUAAGUGGAACAACAGAAAUACCUAGCGAGGUAUCGACAGAAUCUUCAGGAAGUACAGACGCAACCACAGUUAACUCGUCGGAUCAAAGUACUGAUGCCCCCGCUAGUUCAGAAUCUUCAACAUCAGAAAUGCCUGAUACAACGCCUGAUACCACUGAGAGUCCACAAUCUUCCACAGAUAGUUCGAUAGAGUCUAGCACAGUAUCAAGUGAUGUCUCUGGAACAACGCUGAGCGUAUCUGAAUCUGAUUCGAGCACAGAAUCAAGUGGCGCUACAACUGAAGCUGGAACCACUGAAGCAAAUGCCGCUGGAACUACCGAAAGCUCAACGGAAGGUGCUAGUAACACCGACUCAAGCAAUACUGCUGAAAUGACAACAUCGGCAUCAGUCGACUCGUCUACUAUCGUCAGUGGAGAAACUCAAGAUGUAACAACCACCGAAUCAGGAACCACCGAAAGCGGUUUCGAAACGAGAAUAUCUGUAGACAGUUCGGAAACAACCGAAUCAUCGGAAAGCAGCGAAUCCGGUAUGACAACUGAAUCUGGCAUGACAACUGAAUCGGGUAUGACAACCGAGUCUGGAGAAUCUAUGGGUACCGAUGAAACUACUAUCAGCGGUGCAUCUGAGACGACUCCUUCAGGUGUAUCUACAGCAACUGAAACUUCCGAUAUUAUCGACAUCUUCACGACUGUCGAUCCCGUAAUGAAAGCCAUCACAGACGAACACAAGAUCAAAAAGUGCAAACCUAAAAAGAAAGUCGAGUGCAAAACUACGGAAUUCGGCUGUUGUUACGAUGGCGUUACUCCAGCUAAAGGUCCUUACUCCGCUGGCUGCCCAACAGCCCAGACAUGUAAGGAAACUAAACACGGUUGCUGCCCCGAUGGUGUAUCAGUCGCUACAGGACCAAAGAACAAAGGUUGCCCAGAUCAGCAUUGUCAAGAAACUCUAUUUGGCUGUUGCCAAGAUGGUGUCACACCAGCCGAAGGCAAUGACUUCGAAGGAUGCAAAAAACCAUGCAGCGAAACUGAAUUUGGCUGCUGUCCCGACAAAGAAACACCAGCCAGUGGAAAGAACUUAUUGGGAUGUUGCAAUACCACCAAAUUCGGAUGCUGUCCUGAUCAAAUUCACGCUGCCAAAGGUCCCGAUCUUAAAGGUUGCAGAAAAACUCAAGUCAUCGACUGCGCCAAAACAACUCACGGCUGCUGCCCCGAUGGUCAAAGAGCUGCCAAUGGCACCAACUUCGCCGGUUGCGGCGUUAUCGAUACCAAAAAUUGCACAAAAUCCUACUUCGGAUGUUGUCCCGACAACGUCACGGCCGCAUUGGGACCAAGGGGCACUGGUUGCCAGAAAUCUUGCGACAACUCAACUUACGGUUGCUGCGAAGAUGGACAAACACCGGCUCACGGACCUAAUCAAGAGGGAUGUUGCUUGUCGAGUCCAUUUGGCUGCUGUCCCGACAGCGUAUCGCCAGCUCGCGGUCCCGACUUCUACGGCUGCGGCUGCCAUUACUCCAAAUUCGGUUGCUGUCCAGAUAAUUCUACGACAGCCAGAGGACCGAACAAGGAGGGUUGUGGCUGUCAGUUCACCGAGCAUGGCUGUUGUCCAAACAGAUUCACACCAGCUACUGGACCCAACUACGAGGGGUGCAAGUGCUAUACUUAUCAAUUUGGCUGCUGUCCCGAUGGAGUCACUACUGCUAGAGGACCCAACGGUCAAGGAUGUGGUUGCGAAAAUACCGAAUUCAGGUGCUGCUCCGAUGGUCGCACCCCCGCUCAAGGUCCCAACUUCGCUGGCUGCACUUGCGACGCUUCCAGAUACGGUUGCUGUCCAGAUGGCGUGGAAGAGGCUCAAGGCAAGAACUUCGAGGGCUGCGUCAAGGUGCCAUCGAAUCCUGGCGCCGCUUGUGGAUUACCACGAGACCGAGGCACGUGUCGCGACUUCACAGUCAAGUGGUUCUACGACACCGAGUACGGAGGUUGCUCCCGCUUCUGGUACGGAGGUUGCGAGGGUAACGACAACAGAUUCAAGACUCAAGAGGAAUGUAAGGCGAUUUGCGUGGAGCCUAAAGGAAAAGAUGUGUGCAACUUGCCCAAGAUCACUGGUCCAUGCGAAGGAUACUAUCCAAUGUGGUAUUACGACGCCGAAAGGAGACAGUGCGGUCAGUUUAUACAUUCGGGCUGUCUUGGUAAUGCCAACAAAUUCCAGACUCGCGAAGAAUGUGAAAAUCUGUGCGCCGAACCACAUGACGCCGAUCCUUGCUCUUUGCCCAAAGAAACUGGACCUUGCGAAGGUAAUUUCACACGUUGGUACUUCAACAAAGAAUCGCAAAAUUGCGAAACUUUCAAAUACGGUGGUUGCAAGGCCAACAGCAAUAACUACCCAAGCGAAUCUGCUUGUAAAAAUCAAUGCUUACAACCAGGACGUAGUCGAGAAUCUUGCUCACUGCCACGCAACGAAGGUAAUUGCACUGGCAAAUACUCAAAUUGGUACUUUGAUCAGCAAGAGAACCGAUGCAUGCCAUUCUAUUACACUGGAUGCGGCGGCAAUAAAAAUAACUUUGCCUCCAGAGAGGCUUGCGAGGCUGAUUGUCCUGGCAAGAUCGAACAAGACGUCUGCCUUCUGCCGGCGUUACUGGGCGAGUGUCACAACUACACGCAGCACUGGUACUUUGAUUCUUUCGAGCAGAAAUGCCGACAAUUCUAUUAUGGCGGCUGCGGCGGCAACGGCAACAACUUCCAGACCGAAGGCGAAUGCAUCAACAGAUGCGAGCGGCCCGUGCAGACACCCACUCAGACGCACCACGUCGAAUUCCAAUCAGAUUUCUGCUUCUUGCCGGAGCAACGCGGCGCCUGCCAAAGCUAUCAGAACAAAUGGUUCUACGACAGUCGCGAGGGCAUUUGCAAACAGUUCGUGUACGGCGGCUGCGACAGCAACGGAAAUAACUUCGACUCGAGGGAGGAAUGCGAGUACCGCUGCGGAGAGGUCCAAGAUCCGUGCACGAUGCCCGUACUCGUUGGACCCUGCAACGGAACGGUGCCCGCCUUCUACUACGACCACCGCACGGACCUGUGCUACGAGUUCGACUACAGCGGCUGCCAGGGCAACAAGAAUCGCUUCGUCGAUCAGGACUCGUGCGAGCAGCGCUGCCAGAAGCGCCCGGCCGAGCGUCAGCCGCAGAGGCCCCACUACCAGCAACCGACAGGCACCGACAACACCAGCAUCAACAGUCUGCGGCCCGAUCAUCCGGAGGCGCUCAGCCCGUCGUGCCUCGAGCACGUCGACGCCGGGCCCUGCGACGGCGACGUGCACGCCUACUUCUACGACGCCGACAAGGCCAGGUGCCAGGCCUUCAUCUACGGCGGCUGCGAAGGCAACGCCAACAGGUACAGCAGCGAGGAGCAGUGCGAGAGGCUCUGCGGCACUUUCCGCAAUCAAGACAUCUGUCAUCUUCCGGCCGACCAGGGACCUUGUCGCGGAUCCUUCGCCAAAUUUUACUUCGACUCGAACUCAGGUGUUUGCCGCGAGUUCUAUUACGGCGGCUGCGACGGAAAUGCUAAUCGCUUUAGUUCUCGCAACGAGUGCGAAUCCGUUUGCAUUCAUCACGAGGAGCCCGCGCAAUCUGGCAACAAAACGGCUGUCGGCGAAAUAACGAUAUGCAGAGAGCCGGUUGACAGUGGAUCUUGCUCUGCUGGAAAUUACAAGAGGUUCUAUUACGAUGACGAGUAUCAGACGUGCAGGGCGUUUAUUUACACUGGUUGUGGUGGAAAUCGUAACAACUUCAAAACUGUCGAGUCUUGUCUUAGAGUUUGUAGUCAAAUCAACUCGAUCCCCGACGAUACCCAGGACAAAGAGAACCCGUGCGCCGAAGCCAUCGAGCACUGCCGCCAGCUCCAGUGCGCCUACGGCCAAGAGAAUUACGUCGAUCGCGAAAAUUGUCAACGAUGCCGCUGCUACGAGCCCUGCCAGUACGUCUCGUGCCCCGAGGGCAGCAAGUGCGCCGUCACCAUCGUCAGCACCGAAGAGGGCAACGAAUACAGGGGCGUGUGCAACCCCAUCACGAAACCAGGCCGAUGCCCGCAAGUGUCGAACAGCACCUACUGCGAUCAGGAGUGCUACACCGACGCCGACUGUUACGGCGAUCAGAAGUGCUGCAGCAGUGGCUGCGGCACUUCGUGCUUGAAUCCGGCCACCGAGGUCGACUAUCAUCAGACCACCGAGUCCAACAGGAUAGAGCAGGAGGUCGUGCCACCGGGCGCGGUGCAGGCUCAAAUUCAGCAGCCGGCCUCGCCGAACGUCAGCGGCGAGGAGGGCGGAUACGUCACGAUGAAUUGCGUCGUCAUUGGCUAUCCCAGGCCCGUCAUCAUCUGGAGAAAGGACGCCAAACAGAUUGGCUCGAACGAAAAUAGACGCAGAAUUCUGGACGAUGGAUCUCUGCAAAUUAUCAAUUUGUACCCGUACGACAAGGGUGUGUACGUAUGCACAGCCGAUAACGGAAUUGGUGCUCCGGCGAGAAUAGAAUAUACAUUAGACAUCACGGAGCCGCACGAGAACCCGCCGAACAUAAUCGACGAGCCGAAUCGGGCGCUGACCGUGAAUCUGAUGUCGCCCUCGGUUCUGCACUGCUACGUGGUCGGCUGGCCGAGGCCCACCGUCUCCUGGUGGCGCAACGACAGCAUGCUGCCCCUCAUGUCGGAGCAGUACGAGCAGGGCUCGGACAACACGCUGCUCAUCCGCUCGGUCAGUCUGAGCAAUCUCGGCGUCUACACCUGUCACGCGUACAACGGCGUGGGCAAGCCCGCGACCUGGUCCAUGACGCUGCAGGCGGUGGGGCCCGUGGCCAACGUCAAGCCCGACCAGGAGAAGUACACGCAGUACCUGGUGCAGCCGCCGCACAGGCCCGAGCCGCCCUCGUAUCCCUACAGGCCCAGCAGGAACGACACCCGCGACAAUCAGACUCUGUACGCGCCACUGUCGACCACCAGAAAUUACGGCAACGUGCCGGCUGUGAUACCGAUCGAGGCCACCACGCCCAGGCCUCGCUACCCAGUACCGUUGCAAGUCAACAUAUCCAGCUCGCAAGUUCAAUUCCCCGAGAAUGGACCGAUAUCACUGAAAUGCAGCGUAACUGGAUCGCCCGAGCCACGAGUCAUUUGGUACAAAAAUAACAUUCCUAUUUACGAGGACGACAGAACCAGAAUUUCCCGUACGAACGAAUUAUACAUUUCGCCAGCCAAUGCCAACGACACUGGAAAAUAUCGCUGCGAGGCGGAUAAUCAAUAUUAUCAAGCAUCGGACGAAAUCGAUAUUCGUGUAGCAGGUGUCUACAUCGACCCGAACUGCCAGGACAACAAGCGCUACGCCAACUGCAGCCUGAUCGUGGCCGCGAGAUACUGCCAGCACAAGUACUACGCCAAAUUCUGCUGCAAGUCUUGCACGGAGGCGGGUCAGUUGGCGGCUCGGCCGAGCAUAGCCCCGUACUCCGAGGAGCAUCAGCAGCGCGUCAAACGAUCGCUAUUCUCGUUCUUUUAAGCACGACGAUGAUGAUGACCAACAACCAAGCAACCGAUCGACACACCGACGAGCGCGCGGAUAAUGUAAAGGGUCCGCGAGCAAAUUGAUUUUCCCCAAAAAGCUGCGCAGACUUCAAUUAAUAAGUGACUACUACCAUAUCGAUAUAUAGAAUGCAUCGAACGUUGCUAUAGCUGCGGAAAAUUAAAUUAGCGCACUGCCAAAGCCUUAGGUCGUCUAUAUGUAGAUUUAUUUAAGAUUAAGUUGAUGUGGACGAUGUGGGGGAUAAAAAGCAUUGUAUGAAGAACCAAAAUUUCGUAUAAGAAACAUUUUUCUGACAAAUAAUUUUUAAUGUACAAAAUAUAUCUUUAACGUGCUAACGAUGCCAUGUUAGAUUCUAUGUAUGGACUGAUCUAAUGCUAUAACUUCCUAGUCUAACGAACUCUGCCCUCAUACGGGUUCAUCGGACUGCAACGGAUUUACUUUUGCCAAAAGUUUGUACGAUUUUUCAUCUUACCGUAAUUCUUUUUUCGCUCAAAAUUACAUUAUUGUGGCAAAAUUUUAAAAUAUUUAUGAUGGAUUAAAGCGUGAAAACUUCCAAAUCAUUUUCCCGAUGGAAAAUAAUAACAUUAUCAUUGCCACGAAAUUCAAUGAAGCUUCUGUACAUUUGUUAUAAUUAAGUUUGAAUCUUUUAAUGAAAUUAUCAAAUCGCUUGCGAUGGAAAAUCAUAUCUACUGAACUUUUUUUAACUGACUUGAAAAAAAAAAUUAGUGGUUGAACCACUUCAGUCUACAAUCGAAAUUUUAUAGAGUGUUUAGCAACAAAGGCAGAUUUUCACGAUCAAUAAAUAGUUUAAAUAACCAAGUAUCGAAAGUUUGAACACUUUUACAGUUCAGCCAUUACCGAUUUUGAUAAUUUGCUUAUUCAAAAUAUUUUAUCAUUAAAAUUUACGAUAACGUUAAGCUUAUGAAUUUUUGUACGACUAUGUUAUAUUGUGAAGUAUUUAAUAGUUUUUAUUAUGUAACAACAGCGCCUAUUUUUGCUAUCUUGUCAGAUUACUAACUGCAAUGUAAUUGUAAUGUUAUAUUUCAAUAUAAAAAAAAUGAAUACUCUAUGUAAGAUGUUAUUAGUAAUACAAAAAGAUCGUAAUUUAUUCCAAACAA
Trichogramma pretiosum is the source of this 9757-nucleotide messenger RNA. It is a transcript of the gene Ppn, whose product is annotated as papilin. Gene Ontology annotation, molecular function: metalloendopeptidase activity; serine-type endopeptidase inhibitor activity. The record is from RefSeq and is a predicted model, not a curated record. Gene Ontology annotation, cellular component: extracellular matrix; extracellular region. NCBI's taxonomy places the organism in Eukaryota, Metazoa, Arthropoda, Insecta, Hymenoptera, Trichogrammatidae. Bases 414 to 8615 code for a protein of 2733 amino acids. Gene Ontology annotation, biological process: extracellular matrix organization. The transcript has 37 exons.